Messenger RNA from Hibiscus syriacus, 1665 nucleotides. RefSeq lists its product as uncharacterized. The record is from RefSeq and is a predicted model, not a curated record. Bases 1 to 1665 code for a protein of 554 amino acids. Lineage: Eukaryota; Viridiplantae; Streptophyta; Magnoliopsida; Malvales; Malvaceae. The transcript has 2 exons. Gene Ontology annotation, biological process: meristem development; meristem maintenance.
AUGGAGAUUGAUUCACCACUAGACACCAUUGUUGAAGAGAGGGAAGCGUUGAUGGUUUCGGCUAAUGGUGGACUCAGUACAAGAAGAAAAGCCCAUUUUCUCAAACCCACAACAGCCAUUUCAAGCAAUGGGAAAAUCUCUGAGCUUCCUCAUGAUCAUGUCUCCCCCAAGCCCUUCAUUCAUGGCCUAAAGGACUUGUCCGAGAAAGUGUCGUUCAAAGGCUGGAGACGUUCCACGCAGAAAUGGAAAACAUGGGUUCAUAACAUGCACGCCAAGCAUCGAGCUUUAUGGAAGCAUGUUGGUAUUUAUGACGCAGUGAUGAGUUCCAGGUACGAUGUCAAACAACACAAGGAACUCGUUCUUUGUUUUGCUGAAAAAUGGUGCCUUGGGACAAAUUCUCUCGUGUUUCCUUGGGGAGAAGCAACGAUAACAUUGGAAGAUGUUAUGAUCUGUGGGGGGUUUUCUGUUCUUGGUGAAUCUGUUUUAAGACCUUUAAACAGUAAACUUGUUGAGGUUGAAGAAAGGUUAAUCAAAGGGCGAAAAGAGGCUGCAAGAGGGGGUUGCGUGCUUGCCACGUCUAAAGCAUGGAUGGACUAUUUCAUGGGAACUGGGAAUGAGCUUGAGCAUGAAGCAUUCCUUUCUUUAUGGUUAUCCAACUUUGUUUUUGUGAGUUCUGCUUCAGCUACAAGUGUGAGGAAGCAUGUUUUUCGUAUUGCAAUUCAUUUGGCUAGAGGGAACCGGGUUGCUCUUGCGCCGGCUGUUUUAUGUAGCAUAUACAGGGACUUGAAUCUGUUGAAGGAUCGAUUCUCUGGUUCCGUUGUGGCGCAAAGUAAUGAGUUGGUUUAUAUUUAUGCACCCUUUCAGUUAGUGCAGGUUUGGGUUUGGGAAAGGUUUCCGGCAUUGCGUCCGACGCCUAGUUCGAUCUCGCAUGGUGAGCCGAGGGUAUCGAGAUGGAACAGGCUUAAGGUGAAUGUUCCUAAUUUUUAUGGUGAUGAGGAACAGCAUGUAUUGAUUGAUUCUCGUGUUCAUUUAGACGAACAGAUUCAUUCGUUUGCUAGAUGUUUGAGGGGUAGUGAGCUUGUUGGACUAGACAGCAUAGAGCAGUAUGUCCCACAUCGGGUUUCGAUGCAGUUCGGAAUGGAUCAAGAUCUUCCAGGAUGCUUUGCUAGAUGCAAUGGAAACCCUGAUAUUGCUUGGAGGAAUUACAGCAGACCUAUUCGAGAUGCAGUGUUGUAUGUACCGCCAAGGCUUUUCGAAUCGGAUGUUACUUCACAGUACUGGCAUUGGUGGAAGCAAUCAGUGGUGGCUUAUCGUGAUGCUAUCAAGCCAUUUCUUAAGAGGCCUAGGAAUCGAAGAAAACAUGAUGUUUCAGUGAAGGAAAAGGUUUUCAAAGGAAAUUCUAGCAAGGAAAAGGAAGAUGAAGAGGUGGAAGCAGGGGAUUUCAUUCAGAAGGUCGACACGGAAGAUCGAUUAACAAUAAGAAAAAUAUUGACUUGUGCUAAGCAUAGCAAUGAAAACAUGGUAAUGAGUUGUGCUCAAAGGCAACAUGCUCAACUAAAGAAGUUGAAGCACUUGCAGAGACGAAAGCAAAUACGAAACGAUGUGCAGUUAGCACAGAAAGUUCUGAUGAAGCUAAAGAUACAAAACCUUGGACAAUAUCUGUAA